Molecule: messenger RNA, 982 nt
Organism: Piliocolobus tephrosceles (Ugandan red Colobus)
Lineage: Eukaryota; Metazoa; Chordata; Mammalia; Primates; Cercopithecidae
Source: RefSeq, a predicted model, not a curated record
GUAUGCCAGGAACACAUUAAUUCAUUAAAUCCUCACAACUUUGUGAGGCAGGCACAAAUAUUGUCUGUUUACUAGUGAGGAAUUAUCUACGGUUUACUGGUAAGGAAACUGAGACCCACAGGUUGUGACUUGCUCGAGGUCAAGCUGGUGGAGCCAAGACAAGGUGCAGGCAGUGAGUCCUGCCCUAGAGUCUGACCUGAACCACAUCUAACCUCUAUGUGGUGUGUGGGUUAUUGCCAUGAGUAAGAAUCAGAACGUUAAGGCGCACUCCAGGAAGGCAGGGACACCAUUUAGGGUUACCGCUGUACUUUAGGGGUCAGAGCAGGGCAGGCUGGAUGCACUGAGGAAACUCAUCCAGUUAGGUCAGAAGCCUGGCAAGACAAGGGAAUUCUCUGGUCCUUGUCCACCUCUCCAACCUCACAUCCUACUAAUCUUCCAAGAGGAUUCUAACUACACAUGGCUCCCGAGUUUCCGGCUUCUCUUCUCAGGGAGGGUCUGCGGCCCGUCUGCACCGCCUUCUCCCCGCAAUCCCGUUUUCCUGUCCAUGCUUGGACGGAUCCGGCCGAGCCGUCAGCGGCAGCUGCGCGCUGCUUCCCCGACUCGCACCCCCUCGGCGAAGCGCUGCAUUUUAUGUAAUUUUCUACCGGGCUGCUGGCCUCUGGGGGCUGCGGCUGGGUCUCGGCGGCCUUCACCGCCGCAGGCGCUCCGGCAACGCCGGUAUCCGACGCCCCCGCCCCAGGAGCGCGGGUCCGGGCGGCGUUCCCCUCUGCGAGAGGCGCGGCGAGCCAACCCUCACUUCAAAGCUGUACGCGUCCUCGAAGCGAGGGGUCUAUCGUGGGGGGCAAAACGCGCUAGCCCCAGACGACCGGUUCGUGAAAUCACCCUUCCGAGCGACCCGGAGCGGGCGACCCUGCCGAACCCGCGGCUCCGGGCCCUUGCGGUGCUGCGUAGAAGACCCAGGUCCCGCGGGGGGCGGCGGUGA